UCGCAAUUCGAUGAGAAUUUGGGCUAAGAUUUCGAUUGAUAUAUGUUGGGUUUAUCUCUGAAUCCCUCGACACUUGGCCAAUUGCUGGAUUUUUGGGUUAACUGAUGGUUGCAAAUUUCGGCCAUUUGCUUCACAAAUUCGAACUUUGUUUGCCCUAGCUUUCCUCGGCUAAUUCGAUCUGACCAGGGAUUUUGGCAACAAGGAUCUAUCUUUGCUUGUACACUAACCGACUACAGUAGAUUACUUGAAGACCCAUGAAGUUUUUUGAAAUGGUUCAAUGGAAUUGUUGGAUUUGAGCCAUAGGGUUAACACGCAAAUCUAAUUAUCAUGUCAAAUUCUUGUGUUUGGCUUGUUUCUAGCCUUGGGUUUAUGUUUCGGAAUCGAAGCUAUAUGUGUUUUGCAAUGUGUUUUUGAUGAUUUUAUCUUAUGUGCAGACCUUUUACAAGUUAAUUAGAAGCUGGGCAUCGAAGAAAUUCAUGACUGGAUGUGUUAUCCUGCUUCCAAUGGCAAUCACUUUCUAUGUGACUUGGUGGUUCAUUCAUUUCGUGGAUGGAUUUUUCUCUCCGAUAUAUGCCCAACUAGGAAUCGAGAUUUUCGGUCUUGGCUUUAUCACGUCCAUCACAUUCAUCUUCUUGGUCGGGGUGUUCAUGUCUUCGUGGCUCGGGGCUUCGGUUCUAAGCCUCGGAGAGUGGUUUAUCAAGCGGAUGCCAUUUGUUCGCCACAUUUAUAACGCCUCCAAGCAAAUCAGCACUGCCAUAUCGCCAGAUCAAAAUACACAGGCAUUCAAGGAAGUCGCCAUUAUAAGGCAUCCACGUAUCGGUGAAUACGCCAUCGGGUUUAUCACAUCGACCGUUGUUCUCCAGAAUUAUGCAGCCGAGGAGGAACUUUGCUGUGUAUAUGUUCCCACGAACCACCUCUACAUUGGGGAUAUAUUCCUUGUCAAUACAAAGGAUGUCAUCAGGCCAAACCUCUCUGUCCGGGAAGGAAUCGAGAUCGUUGUGUCGGGAGGAAUGUCGAUGCCGCAGAUCCUGUCGACGCUUGAUAUGAGAGCAGCGCCAGAUAGAAGUAGAAGCAGAGUGGAAAGAAACUGAUCAAAGUCAAGCUUCUGCAGAAUCUUCAGAUUCAUAGAAAUGGAAUCUCUUCUCUUUUUUGUGUCCUUGCUUCAUUUUGAUUUUCAGUUGUCUGUUUUGAAAUAUAAAUUUUCUUCCAGUUUGAUCUUCCGAGUUUAGCUGUCAGACGAUGGAAGUGUGUUUUGUCCCCCGGCUUUGUAACAUAGUUCGUGUCUAGAAUGUAAAAUAUAGAUUUUUGUUUCCAUCCAUAAUUAGCCGAAAAUGCAAUAUUUAUGUGUA
Messenger RNA from Tarenaya hassleriana, 1349 nucleotides. RefSeq names its product protein CONTINUOUS VASCULAR RING 1-like. The transcript is spliced from 6 exons. Gene Ontology annotation, cellular component: Golgi apparatus. The record is from RefSeq and is a predicted model, not a curated record. The coding region runs from base 414 to 1091 and encodes 225 amino acids. NCBI's taxonomy places the organism in Eukaryota, Viridiplantae, Streptophyta, Magnoliopsida, Brassicales, Cleomaceae. Gene Ontology annotation, biological process: stem vascular tissue pattern formation.